Penicillium atrosanguineum is the source of this 1128-nucleotide messenger RNA. RefSeq names its product MBL fold metallo-hydrolase. Bases 1 to 1128 code for a protein of 375 amino acids. The transcript has 2 exons. The record is from RefSeq and is a predicted model, not a curated record. Gene Ontology annotation, molecular function: sulfur dioxygenase activity. Gene Ontology annotation, biological process: hydrogen sulfide metabolic process; glutathione metabolic process. NCBI's taxonomy places the organism in Eukaryota, Fungi, Ascomycota, Eurotiomycetes, Eurotiales, Aspergillaceae.
AUGAAGUCCGUUAAGUCCAUCACUCAUGGUCUACAACUUGCAGGUAGCGCGCGGUGGCCACAACUAGCGGCCAUUCCUUCAGUUGGCUACAGUCCCAUGCCCAACGCCACCUCCAUCACAGCAUCGCCGAGAAGAGGCCUACACAGCAGGGCAAUUGCACGUCCUCGCACUCAUAACCGGGAUGCCAUUUUUGCAACCCACCAAGCACCACCUGGGUAUCAAGCGCAAUACACCACGGGCGCUGCCACCAAAGUACCAACGAUUCACAACAUCUUCGAAAAUGUGACCGGAACAUGGCAGUACAUCGUCGCAGACCUAUUAACAUCAACCGCAGUAAUCAUAGAUCCUGUUCUGGACUAUGACCCCACCACACAAUCCAUCACCACCCAAUCUGCGGAUAAACUACUAUCUUUCGUCCAAGAAAAAGGCUAUAAGAUCGAGAGAAUCCUCGAAACACACGCCCACGCCGACCACCUGACAUCAUCUUCCUACCUCCAAAGCCGACUUGCCCAAAUACAGGGCCAUAAGCCACCUAUUGGCAUCGGCAAACGCAUCGAGCAAGUCCAAACCCUUUUCGGUAAACGGUACGGGCUUACAAAAGACGAAUACAACCACGUGUUUGAUAAAUUAUUUGACGACGACGAAACUUUCUCCAUCGGCAAUCUAACAGCGAAAGCAAUCCACUUACCGGGCCAUACACCCGACCACCUAGGCUACCAAAUCGGAGACAAUGUAUUCUGCGGUGACUCCCUCUUUCACGCAGACAUCGGCACAGCUCGCUGUGACUUCCCAGGCGGCGACGCAACAGAUCUCUUCCAAUCAGGCCGUAAACUUCUAGAAUUACCCGAUGAGGUCAAGAUCUGGCCCGGCCACGACUACCCGCCUGACGGACGAGAACCUAUCCCAUGGAUGAGUGUUCGCGAUCAGAAGAAAUUGAAUAAGCAUCUUGGGGACAAGGUCUCGAAAAAAGAGUUUGUGGGUAUGCGGAAUGAGCGUGAUAAGACGCUCAAUGCGCCUAGGUUGCUGCAUCAGUCACUGCAGGUUAACAUUCGGGCUGGGAGGUUGCCGAAGGUUGAAGAGGGGUUCAGGAUGCUCCGAUUGCCUUUGAAGGUUGCGGUCGAAUGGUAG